Abrus precatorius (Indian licorice) is the source of this 1524-nucleotide messenger RNA. RefSeq names its product F-box protein At1g80960-like. The transcript is spliced from 3 exons. Gene Ontology annotation, molecular function: protein binding. The record is from RefSeq and is a predicted model, not a curated record. NCBI's taxonomy places the organism in Eukaryota, Viridiplantae, Streptophyta, Magnoliopsida, Fabales, Fabaceae. Bases 1 to 1524 code for a protein of 507 amino acids.
AUGUCAUCCCCACUUUGCUUCGUUCUCAUCCUCGUCUUCACCAUGGAGCUUCUCUUCAACUUCAUCUGGAAAAAAUGGAGAAGAGUUCAUCAAAAAGAAGAUCGAAUAAGCAAGCUUCCAAAUCAUGUUAUCUCUUCCAUCGUCUCUUUGCUUCCAACUGAAGAAGCAAUCAGAACCAGCGUGCUUUCGAAAUCGUGGAAGACCUUUUGGAGCAACGUUCCUCACCUCGAUUUCAAUCAGAAUCGCAUGCUAGAGCAUGCGUUUAAACGAUGGUUUGAAAUUUCUCGUGACCCAAAAACUUCUCAAGAAAAAUUGUAUGCUGCUUAUGAUCUGUUGAUGUUUCAAUUUGAUGAUGCUAUUAAGUCUAUUGAGAAGGUUUUGAUAAAUCAUCGUGGGGUGUUAGAACGAUGUAGGAUCGUGCACAUCACGGAUAGUUGUAGAAAUGGUGAUGUAGUACAGUUGAUCAGAUAUCUCGUGACUGUGAAAAGAGUGCAUGAGUUGGAUAUGGAGUGCAAGUACGUAGAACCUUGGGAUCAGAUUGAAUUUUAUAAAAACUUAAAAAUUGAUGAUGUUCCUAUUCAAGUUGCUGCGCCGCCCACAUUAAAUAUAUGUUUUCAUAUAUUAGCUGCAUGUUGUGUUGUGCUUAAAUUGACAAAUUAUGUGUUGAAGAGUGCACCUCCUUUGCGGGUUUGUGAGAAUUUGAAGAUCCUGAAAUUAAAGAAGGUGUGGCUGUGUGAUCGGUUGUUUGAAGGGAUUCUCUUGAAAUGUGUUUCCUUGGAAUAUCUAAGCCUCAUUGGAUGCAAGCACUUGAAGAAGCUCAGGAUUCAUAGUGCUAGUAUUAAAUUUCUGAAGCUUAGAAAAAUGACAUUGCAUAAGAUGCAAGUUGUCGCUGUCAACCUUGAGGUUAUAGUUCUGGAUACAUUGGUUAUUUGUCAAUGGAAAGAAUGGAGUGUUAAUGCUCCAAACCUUGAACUCCUUCAUGUCUACUACGGUGAUCCAGCAGCUCGAGGGAUGACUAAACUACGAGUUCGGAGAGUCCUUCUAACAACAAGAGUGGUUUUGCAAAGAAUCACUAAUAUUGGGGGUUUCGUUCGCGCAAAUCCUCUACAGAAUCUGGUAAGUUUGAGCAUUGAUUUAGAUUUGAAUGGAGAAAAAGAUAACACCGCUCUUUAUUUGGCGCUUAAAUUAUGCAAUUCAUUAGAGAGACUUGAGAUCAACAAUAAGGAUUACUACAGCUCGCAAAUAUUUUCGGUUACCGAUUCAAUAUUUUGGGAGAUAGGAGAGCCAUGCAUCUGUAUUUGCCAAACGCUGAAUACAGUUCGCAUAAGGGGAUUCAAAGGGAAAGUGCUUGAACUGGAAUUUGCCAAGCACUUGAUAAAGAAAGCUACAAGGUUGACGAGAAUGACCAUCUUUUUUGUUGAUAAUUGUGCUCAGAAUUUGUUCAGUGCUGCAACGAUUUCACUUGUGAGGGCCUCAAAAGAUCUGGGCAUCACUCUGGUGACCGCAGGCGGUGAAGAGGAGUAA